AGAUUUUUAAAAAAUAAUUAAAAAACUGAAGAUUUUAAUUACUUUUCAAAUACAAUUUGCAACUGCCAAAAAAAAAUGCUUAGUGGAGGCAAUCGAGGUUAAAACUUUAAGGCGAUGAAUAUUAACUUUUUGUAAUGCAAGAGAUUGUGUCGCUACAAUAUGGACAAUGUGGUAAUCAAAUUGGAACCAAGUUUUGGGAAACAAUAUGCGAAGAACACAAUAUAAAUAAAGAUGGUUUGCUUGAUGAUUUAAAUAAUGGAGAUAACGGAAAAAUUGGAGUAUGUUUUCAUGAAAAUAACAACGGGAUUAAUAAAAAGUAUGUUCCAAGAACAGUUCUAGUAGAUUUAGAACCAGGAGUUAUUGACGCGGUUAAAAGUGGAAUUUCUAAAGGAUUAUACAGACCUGACAACUUUGUUGCAGGUAACGAUGGUGCGGGAAAUAAUUGGGCAAAAGGGUACUUGGUUUGUGGAAAUGAAUAUAUUGAACGAGUAUUAGAUAUAAUUAGAAAAGAAGUUGAAGCUUGCAAUUGUAUACAAGCUUUUCAUAUGAUGCAUUCAUUAGGAGGUGGAACCGGCUCGGGGUUUGGUAGCCUCACAUUGAAUAGACUCCGUGAAGAAUAUCCCGAUAUACUGUUCAUUAACACUAGCAUAUUUCCUUCGGCAUUAGUAUCUGAGGUAAUUGUAGAACCUUAUAACACUGUUCUCUCGUUAGAUCUUUUGUUAGAACAAUCUGAUGGUGUCUUCUGCAUGGAUAACGAAGCCCUCUCUAAAAUAUGCCUAAAUAAACUUAAACAAAAACGAGUUACUUACGACAAACUUAAUCAAUUAGUGGCUGCUGCAAUGAGUGGAGUCACUACAAGUCUAAGAUUUCCAGGCCAGUUAAAUGCAGACAUACGAAAACUGUCGGUAAAUAUGAUACCUUUUCCAAGAUUGCAUUUUUAUAUGACAGGGCUAUCACCUUUAUUAAAUGCAGAUGAAUUUGGAUAUUGCAAGCAAGGUGUGGCCGAACUAACCCGCGAUUUAUUUGAACCUUCUAAUAUGAUGGUAGACUGCAACCCGCGUGCUGGGCGAUAUCUGACAUUUGCAGCAAUGUACCGGGGUGCAGUUUCAAUGAGAGAUAUUGACGAGCAACUAAAGUUAAUUCAAAACAAAAAUAGUGCCUAUUUUGUUGAGUGGAUACCCAACAAUGCUAAGGUAUCAUCUUGCAAUGUUGCACCAAAAGGACAUAAAUUAACGGCAACGUUUUUGGCAAACAAUACAUCUCUUCAAGAUGUAAUGCGGAGGAUUCGGGAUCAGUAUUUAAAAAUGUUCAAACGAAAAGCAUUUUUACACUGGUACACUACUGAAGGAAUAGAAGAAAUGCAAUUUACAGAAGCAGAAUCUAAUAUAAACGAUAUUAUAUCGGAAUAUGAGCAGUUGACUCACAUGACAGCAAACGAUUUAUGUUGCUGUAGCGAUUUAGAAGAUUCUCUUGAAGAACUAGAUUCUGGAAUUUCUUGUUUAUAGAGUAAUUCUAUUACAAAUGAACUUGCAUAAUUAUGUAUUAAGUUAUAGUAAAUAUAAAUAGUAUCUUUCUUUAAUAUAUAAUGUACCUCACUGUUUUA
Hydra vulgaris (swiftwater hydra) is the source of this 1603-nucleotide messenger RNA. Its product is annotated as tubulin beta chain. The record is from RefSeq and is a predicted model, not a curated record. Gene Ontology annotation, cellular component: microtubule; cytoplasm. Lineage: Eukaryota; Metazoa; Cnidaria; Hydrozoa; Anthoathecata; Hydridae. Gene Ontology annotation, molecular function: structural constituent of cytoskeleton; GTPase activity; GTP binding. Gene Ontology annotation, biological process: microtubule cytoskeleton organization; mitotic cell cycle.